AUGAUUUUUUUAGAAGAGAAGCAUAUUAAAUAUUUAAAUUCAUACACAACUGUUACCAAUAUUGAAGAGCUACUAUUUAAUGAAACCCUUAAGAUGUGUGGGGUGUUUUAUUUCGUCUGUUCUUGUGAAAUAUUAUCCCAUGAAACCGACAAAAAAGAAGCAUUGAUUGAUUUUAUUUUAAAAUGCCAAAAUACAGAUGGUGGAUUUGGAAAUAAUAUAAAUUAUGAUUCACAUAUUGUAUCAACGCAUCAUGCAAUAUUAUCACUGUUAAUUUUAAAUUAUUCAUUUGAUACAGUUAACAAAUAUAUAUAUAAGGAUGAAAAAAGAGAGAUAGAUUUAAAUGGUGAAAAUUCUGUUAGUACUCAGUUUAAUAAUAUUUCAAAUGAUACUGAUCAUAAAGUAAAUAAAAAUAUUCAGCAUAACCAAACACUUCGAGAAAUGACUUCCCAAUAUAUUUUAAGUCUAUUAAAUACCGAUGGAUCAGUUAAAGGAGAUAUUUGGGGGGAAGUCGAUACACGUUUUGUUUAUAGUGCUGUUAGUUGUUUAACUAUAUUAAAUAAGAUACACUUGAUUUCUAUUGAAAAUAUAUCAUCAUAUUUAUUAACAAAUUAUUCUAUUUGUGGGAAUUCAUUUUCAUGGACACAUGGUAAUGAAUAUCAUGCAGCUAGCGUUUUUUGUUGCGUUGCAACUUUGGCAUUAAUACAAAAAUUAUAUUUAAUUGAUGAAGAGAAAGUAGCUCAUUGGCUAAGUCUUAGGCAAACCAAUAAUGGUGGUUUUAAUGGACGAGCUGAAAAAUUGACUGAUACAUGUUACUCAUGGUGGAUUUUUUCAUCAUUAAUUAUUUUAAAAAAAUAUAAAUGGAUUAAUAAAAAUGCUUUAAAAAAAUAUAUUCUUCUUUGUCAAGAUACCAAUAGUGGUGGAAUCAGUGACAACCCUGAUUGCCUUCCUGAUGUAUGCCAUACAUUUUUUGGAUUAGCAGCGUUAAGUUUGAUAGAUAAUAUUGGUGAUUCAGAAAAGCAAUACAAUUUAAAGAAAAUGCAUCCAGUUUAUGCUAUUCCCGUUGAUACAGUCAAAAAAAGGAAUCUACCGAGUUUCGGAAUAGAUACAUUAUAA
Messenger RNA from Plasmodium vinckei vinckei, 1113 nucleotides. RefSeq names its product geranylgeranyltransferase, putative. Gene Ontology annotation, molecular function: Rab geranylgeranyltransferase activity. The transcript has a single exon. Gene Ontology annotation, cellular component: Rab-protein geranylgeranyltransferase complex. NCBI's taxonomy places the organism in Eukaryota, Apicomplexa, Aconoidasida, Haemosporida, Plasmodiidae. Gene Ontology annotation, biological process: protein geranylgeranylation. The record is from RefSeq and is a predicted model, not a curated record. Bases 1 to 1113 code for a protein of 370 amino acids.